Sphenostylis stenocarpa is the source of this 1389-nucleotide messenger RNA. The record is from the annotation of a GenBank genome assembly. Lineage: Eukaryota; Viridiplantae; Streptophyta; Magnoliopsida; Fabales; Fabaceae.
AUGACUGCUGAGGUUAUGGCUCAAGAGGAGACCCAAACAGCUGAGGUUGUUGCUGUUUCUGAGCCCCAGAAAGAGAAGGUUGGUGGAGAAAAUGUGGAACAAAAGGAAUCAUCUUUCGAUGAAAACAAGCCCAGAACGGUGGAGAAAAGCUCUUCUUACAAGGAAGAAAGCAACUUCCUUUCUGAUCUCAAAGAGUUUGAAAGGAAGGCUUUGAAUGAAUUUAAGGCUAAGCUUGAGGAAGCUAUCUUGGGGAACACACUUUUUGAGAAAGAAGAGCCAAAGAAGGAGGCUUCUGCCGAGAAUGAGGCUGAAGAGAAGGAGGAGGGGAAAAGUGUUGAGGUUGAGGAGAAGGGUUUGUGUCUUUGGGAUGUGCCCCUUUUGCCAAGCAAGGGAGCGGAAGGUGUUGAUGUGGUUCUGUUGAAGUUUUUGAGGGCUAGGGAGUUCAAAGUAAGCGAUGCAUUUGAGAUGCUGAAGAAGACCCUCAAGUGGAGGAAGGAAUCAAAGAUCGAUUCUUUGGUGGAUGAAGAUUUUGGCUCUGACUUGGCCUCUGCAGCGUACAUGAAUGGAGUUGAUCAUGAGGGGCACCCUGUAUGCUACAACAUCUUUGGCGCAUUUGAGAGUGAGGAGCUUUAUCAGAAGACUUUUGGGACUGAGGAGAGGCGUAGUGAGUUCUUGAGAUGGAGGAGCCAGAUGAUGGAGAAGGGUAUUCAGAAGCUCAAUUUGAAGCCAGGUGGCGUGUCUUCCUUGCUUCAAAUCAAUGACCUUAAGAAUUCCCCUGGUCCUUCAAAAAAGGAGCUUAGAAUUGCUACAAAGCAAACUGUUGCAAUGUUACAAGACAAUUAUCCAGAAAUGGUGGCAAAAAAUAUUUUCAUCAAUGUUCCUUUCUGGUAUUAUGCUCUUAAUGCCCUCUUAUCUCCCUUCUUAACGCAAAGAACAAAGAGCAAAAUUGUGGUUGCUCGUCCUAACAAGGUCACUGAAACAUUGAACAAGUACAUUCCAAUUGAGGAGAUCCCAGUUGAAUAUGGUGGUUUCAAGAGGGAAAAUGACGCUGAGUUCUCUUCCCAAGAUGGUGCUGUUUCAGAACUCAUUCUCAAGGCUGGAUCAACUGCAACCAUUGACAUACCUGUAUUAGAGGUUGGACACAAAGUGUGCUGGGAUUUGACUGUUCUGGGUUGGGAGGUAAGUUACAAGGAGGAAUUUGUUCCCAGCGAUGAGGGCUCUUACACAGUUAUUGUUCAAAAAGGAAAGAAAAUGGGGUCACAAGAAGGGCCUGUUAGGAACACUUUUAGGAACAAUGAAGCAGGGAAAGUUGUCCUCACUAUAGAGAACAAUUCAAACAAGAAGAAGAGGGUACUGUACCGUUACAAGACGGACAAGAGCUCCUUCUGA